Messenger RNA from Schizosaccharomyces japonicus yFS275, 866 nucleotides. Its product is annotated as 40S ribosomal protein S6. Gene Ontology annotation, cellular component: ribosome. The record is from RefSeq and is a predicted model, not a curated record. NCBI's taxonomy places the organism in Eukaryota, Fungi, Ascomycota, Schizosaccharomycetes, Schizosaccharomycetales, Schizosaccharomycetaceae. The transcript has a single exon. Gene Ontology annotation, biological process: translation. Bases 86 to 805 code for a protein of 239 amino acids. Gene Ontology annotation, molecular function: structural constituent of ribosome.
AGGGUAGGGCUGGUGACUGUGUUUCCUUUUUCGUUGGUGUCCAGUUGAGAGUAUUCGUCUCAACCGCCGAAUACCAACCACCACGAUGAAGCUGAACAUUUCUUAUCCAGCAAAUGGCACUCAAAAGCUGAUCGAGAUCGACGAUGAGCGUCGUCUCCGCGUGUUCAUGGAGAAGAGAAUGGGCCAAGAAGUCCCUGGUGACUCUGUUGGACCCGAGUUUGCUGGAUACGUCUUCAAGAUCACCGGUGGUAACGACAAGCAAGGUUUCCCUAUGAUGCAGGGUGUCUUGUUGCCCCACCGUGUUCGUCUCUUGCUUCGUGCCGGUCACCCUUGCUACCGUCCUCGCCGUACUGGUGAGCGCAAGCGCAAGUCUGUCCGUGGUUGCAUUGUUGGUCAAGACUUGGCUGUUCUUGCUCUUUCCGUUGUUAAGCAAGGUGAGCAAGACAUCCCCGGUUUGACCGACGUCACUGCCCCCAAGCGUCUUGGUCCCAAGCGUGCCAGCAAGAUUCGUCGCUUCUUCAACUUGACCAAGGAAGAUGAUGUUCGCAAGUUCGUCAUUCGCCGUGAGGUUCAACCUAAGGGUGAGGGCAAGAAGCCUUACACCAAGGCCCCCAAGAUCCAACGUCUUGUCACUCCCCGUACCCUUCAACACAAGCGUCACCGCUUUGCUCUCAAGCGCAGACAAGCUGAGAAGAACCGUGAGGCUGCUGCUGAGUUUGCUCAACUUUUGGCCCAACGUGUUGCUGAGCAAAAGCAAAAGAAGGAGAUCAUCAAGGCUCGUCGUGCCUCUUCCAUGAGAAAAUAAACUGCCUUUAAGCUGGUGCCCAUGAAUUUGCGCGUGUAAUAAAGGGUAUUUUACCAUUCAA